GGCUUGCCGCAGAUUUCAUCAUUGAAUUGAGUUUUUGAAUGAAAAGCAAAAUUUGGUCACAAUUUGUGGUCAAAAAUGUCAAACAAUUAUCCAUUGCCUCAGAGAUACGAUUAACUCCAUUGCCAUCCGAUGCCAUGUCUGCCAAUCGACUCAUUUGUCGCCACUUCUGUGAUAAGAAGCCAUUCGAUGAUAAUUACGUCAAACCCUUGUCCGGCGUCAAGAGAUUCAUCUCCAGACAGUUCUUCAGAUUCAUUGAAAGCUAUGAACGCGUCCUCGAGAAGCGCUUUCCCAAGACUUUCAAGAUCUACAGAGUGUUCACCAUUGGCGCCAAAGACUUCUACGGAGAUGUCGUGCAAUACUUGCAGAUCUCAAAGCAACUCUUCGAUGGCCGACGAGUCCAUGAAUUGACAUAUAAUGAGCUCAUGGUCUACAUGAGGACUCCUAAAGACAUGGCACGCGUGGGUCCGGUGCUGUUGGUGUCUGCCCUGCCGUUCGCCAAUUAUGUGGUGUUUCCGUUGGCCUAUUGGUUCCCCAAACAACUGCUUUCAUCGCACUUCUGGACACUGGAACAGAGACAGACAUUUCAGACGAUGCACCACAAGAAGCAAUUGUAUCACUUCAGACCAGUCUUCAGAUGCAUUCAAAGCAGACUCCCUUUUGUCACAUCCGAAGACAAUCUCCGCGAGAAGUGUCGACUCGUAUUCGCUGCGCUCGGGAGCGGCACUCAUCCCAGUGUUGACCACAUAUUAGACAUGAAACCGGUGUUCAGAGACAAACCAUACGGAAUGCAAUACUUAAAGUCCAAACAUUUGACAGAGUUGUGUCGUAUGUACGGUUUGAAUGCCUUUCCAUUGGGCAAAAGGUCUCGACUUAUAAAUCACAUCGGAUUUGUACGGGAAUUAGAUUUGGCAAUCGAUAGGACAGGCAUUCAGUCACUAAAUUUGGAUCAAAUCAAAACGGCCUGUUUUAUGAGAGGUUUGAAUCCAAUAGAGUUGAGUAAAGAAGAGAUGAUAGCAUGGCUUCAGACGUGGAUCGGAAUCGCACACAAAGUCGACAGUAAUUAUUAA
This is a messenger RNA of Oppiella nova, 1067 nucleotides long. The record is from the annotation of a GenBank genome assembly. NCBI's taxonomy places the organism in Eukaryota, Metazoa, Arthropoda, Arachnida, Sarcoptiformes, Oppiidae.